This is a messenger RNA of Pseudovirgaria hyperparasitica, 1147 nucleotides long. RefSeq lists its product as uncharacterized. The transcript is spliced from 3 exons. NCBI's taxonomy places the organism in Eukaryota, Fungi, Ascomycota, Dothideomycetes, Acrospermales, Acrospermaceae. Gene Ontology annotation, cellular component: kinetochore. Bases 72 to 824 code for a protein of 250 amino acids. Gene Ontology annotation, biological process: kinetochore assembly. The record is from RefSeq and is a predicted model, not a curated record.
GCUUGAAGACGCGUAUAUGAGAUGUACAACAAGAAUUUGAGAGAAUGUCAGAGAAUAUUUGGAGUUGAGAAAUGGAUGAACCCAAAUUGCCCUCUCAUAACGGCUUCUCCGAUGAGUCAAGGUCCUACAAAGAUCUCACACAAACGCCUAACAACGAUGCGCUUGUGCUAUCGGAGCGCGAAAGACAGGCACUCAGCCUAUGGGAUCAAACAGAAGAGUUGCGAAUAGAGUCCGCUCUGCUUGAGAUGCGACUGUCAGGACAGAUACCAGAGCCUUCAAAUGUGUCAGAUGAUGUCUUAGAGCAACGCCUGAUCUCCGUCGAACGCGAGGCUCUCGCGGCGCGCUCAAGAUAUCUACUGCGCAACAAGAUUGUUCAUAGUGUUCUCGUGACAGACCCGGUUAUCAAAGCAGUACAUGGCGGACCCAAUACUUCUACUGUAGAAAGGAGGUUGUUCCCUGUGAUCAAUGAGAGGGAUAUCUUGUCCAUGAUUCACGGUUCGCUCGCUUCACAAACAGUGUUAACGACAUCAUAUGUGGCUUCUGCCGAGCGGGAUUACGCCUUUCUUAUGCAGGAAAACCGAACGAUCGCCCAAGAACUGCUGGGCCUUGCCAAUGAUCUCAAAGCCCAGGUCCCUGACGAGAUUCAAGACGCAGGUCUUCGAAAACAAGCUAUGGAGGCACAAGCAGAAUUACUCUCUGCGCGUAAGCGUUGGCGUGUGAUGAAGAGUGUUGUAGCGGCAAUGAUAGUUGGUAGUGGUAUCAACUGGGCAGAUAGUGAGGCCAUGACAGCUCUUGUACUUGAUGAUGAAGGGGAACUUGGGUGACGGAUAUCAUGCCUCAUUCCGUCAACCAAAAAGUUACGCUCUGUGGCCUCACGGGGAUCGAGCCCAAUCUCAACGAUGAACACAACGUCGCGCCUCGCUACUGUAUCGUGGAUGCAUAUUGUCACUCCGAUUAGAGCCUGGCGUUUUCGAGCAUUCCGAGACUUACGAAAUGAUCUCACAGUCACCUAUUGACGUCUCGUCGGAUAAAGUAUAUUUUGGGCAUUUUGCUGCAACCUGCAAGUCAGCCGAUUGCUUAGAUAAAGGCGGUUGGAUCCAAAGAAUACGCUUGAAAUAAUUUACCAGAAAGCCUAAAAAGAUCGAGU